Messenger RNA from Paramecium sonneborni, 933 nucleotides. The record is from the annotation of a GenBank genome assembly. Lineage: Eukaryota; Ciliophora; Oligohymenophorea; Peniculida; Parameciidae.
GUGAACCUAAAAUUAAUUAAUUUAAUUUCCAACACAAAUAUAAAAUAACAAAGAUGGCUGCAUAAGUUGAAUCAGCAAAGAUGCUUAUAAGUUUAGGAUCAGCAGGAUUAUUUGGUCUCAUUUUGAUUAAGAACUGUUUCUUUACAGUUGAACCAGGACAUUGUGCAAUAAAAUUUAGCAAAUUUUUUGGUCUUUAAGAGGAAAAAUACAAAGAAGGUUGGCAUUUCAGAAUUCCAUAUUUUGAAACUCCAAUAGAUUACAAUAUUUAAACAAGACCAAGAUAAAUAAAAGCUAGUACAGCAAACAGAGGUAAUAAUUGAAUAUAUAUUUAAAAGAUAUGCAAAAUGUACUUCUCACUCUUAGAGUACUUCAUAGACCAUACAGUGAUGAAUUGCCAACCAUAUAUAGAACAUUAGGAAUUGAUUAUGAUGAAAAAGUACUUCCUUCAAUUGUUAAUGAAACAAUGAGAUCUGUUGUUGCUUAAUACACGGCAUCUUAAUUAAUGAGUUAAAGAGAUUAGGUUUCAUUUAAAAUAAGGUAAGCCUUAGAUUAAAGAGCUGCUUAAUUCAAAAUUGCUAUUGAUGAUGUUUCAAUCACAGAACUCACUUUUGGAAAAGAAUAUUUAGAAGCUAUUGAAGCUAAAUAAGUUGCUUAAUAAGAAGCUGAAAGAGCAAAAUUUGUAGUUGAAUAAGCAAGAGAAGCCAAAAAAAGUAUUGUUAUUAAAGCUUUGGGAGAAGCUAAAUCUAUUGAGCUGGUAGGAAAAUCUGCUUUAACUAAUCCAGGUAAAAUUUUUAAUCUAUUACAAUUUAGCAUUUUUGGAUGUUCGAAGAAUAGAAUAUGCAAGAGAAAUUUCAGCUAUAUUAGCAGAAUCCAGAAAUCAUAUUAUGCUACCAUCUGACAUUCUUAAAAUGGAUGCUACUGCACAUAAAUGAG